GCAAGCACAUCCUUACUAACACUAGCACACACUGUGUUGGGUGUAGGUUAGUCGCGCGCAGCUCGCUCCAACCAUGGCAGGCCGAGCUCUCAUUUCCUUCCAGCUCACUGCCACUCUCUUGUUGGCGCUCCUCGCCACGAGCCACGCCGGUGGCAUCGCCAUAUACUGGGGCCAGAACACGGGAGAGGCGACCCUGUCCGCGACGUGCGCGUCCCGCAAGUACGAGUUCGUAAUCCUCGCCUUCGUCUUCCAGUUCGGCCAGGGCCGGGCGCCGAAGCUGGACCUGUCCGGCCACUGCGACGCCUCGUCGGGCGGCUGCGCCGUCCUGAGCAGCGACAUCCGCUCGUGCCAGCGCCGCGGCGUCAAGGUCCUGCUCUCCAUCGGCGGCGGCGCUGGCAACUACGGCCUGUCGUCGCCCGCGGACGCGCGGCUGGUGGCCGCGUACCUCUGGAACAGCUACCUCGGGGGCUCCUCAUCGUCGCGGCCCCUCGGCGAUGCCGUCCUCGACGGCAUCGACUUCGACAUCGAGCUCGGCAGCGCCAAGUUCUGGGACAACCUCGCCAAGGACCUCAAAGACAUGGGCAAGAACGCCGGCACGGCGGUGCUGCUGAGCGCGGCGCCGCAGUGCCCGUUCCCGGACCAGUGGGACGGCGGCGCCAUCAACACGGGUCUGUUCGACUUCGUGUGGGUGCAGUUCUACAACAACCCGGAGUGCCAGUUCAGCUCGGGGCGCAGUGCGUUCCUGGACGCGUGGAAGCAGUGGGAGUCGGUGCCGGCGGGGAAGAUCUUCCUGGGCCUGCCGGCCUCCAAGGACGCGGCGGGCACCGGAUUCGUGCCCGCGGGCCAGCUCACGUCGCAGGUGCUGCCGCUCAUCAAGGGCUCCUCCAAGUACGGCGGCGUCAUGCUCUGGUCCAAGUUCUACGACGACCGCACGGGCUACAGCUCCGCCAUCAAGAGCCACGUCUGAUGGAGCGUGCAUGUAUUGCACGCGUUUAUUUGUAUGUGAGUGUGCACGGUGCUAGUGGUAGAUUAUUUUUGUUUCACCUUGUUCGUGUUCGAUCUUGUUUCGACGUGUUACCCGUAGUUGGGAGACCGUGUGUUCU
Panicum hallii is the source of this 1103-nucleotide messenger RNA. RefSeq names its product acidic endochitinase-like. The transcript has 2 exons. Bases 74 to 967 code for a protein of 297 amino acids. Gene Ontology annotation, cellular component: extracellular region. Gene Ontology annotation, molecular function: chitinase activity. Gene Ontology annotation, biological process: carbohydrate metabolic process. Lineage: Eukaryota; Viridiplantae; Streptophyta; Magnoliopsida; Poales; Poaceae. The record is from RefSeq and is a predicted model, not a curated record.